CGUGUUUGUCAAGGGGCUGAAUUUUCUCGUGAAAACGGCAUUUUGUGUUAACUUCGCGGUUUUAGUAAAAACGCGAGCGGCCGACAACAUUUUGGCAAUUUAAUUAGAUUUUUAAAGGGGAAAAUUUCACGUGCCACAACUAAACGAAAUUGAAGUACUUGUCCGGCAAAAUGUGACAGAUUGAUUACGCAAACAGGGAUUCGAGAAAAUGGUCGAUAGACGGCGCCAGGUACAACCAAUCAAAUUGUCUGAAAAACUGCGGCAAAUUCAAAAUGAUUGUCUAGAAAAUUCCUAUGGUAGAUUUUUGGUUUUUAGGUUUUUUUGUGAGAAAACCGCAUUUCAUAUGAAGCAUUUAUCGAUAUCGAUAUUCGUAGGUAUCGAUACGCUGUACACACAAACGUCAAUCUCCAUGUGUUGUUUACUUUUAUAUUGAGGUUAUGUUUUUUGAAAACAAUAAUUUUUUGCUCUUGAAUUUAUUAAUUACUAGUACAAAAAUAUGGGUAAAAAAAGGAAAAUUAACGAAUCCAAAAGUGACGAGUUCGAAUUCGAUCCUGUACCGAAGCACUUGGUGACUGCCCACUUGAAAAACCAAGAAAAACGUCUGAUAAUUAUUCUAGAAGAUGCCAAUCUGGAAACUGUAAAGGUUGGUCAAAAAUUCGAACUCCUCAACUGCGACGACCACCUUCACAUUUUAAAAAAGAACAACCGAGAUCCAGGUUCUUGCCGGCCUGAUAUCACCCAUCAAUGUUUGCUUAUGCUAUUGGACAGCCCCCUAAACAGAGCAGGUUUAUUGCAAGUUUACUUGCACACUAGCAGUAAUGUAUUGAUUGAAAUUAAUCCACAAACCAGGAUACCGAGGACUUUUAAGAGAUUUGCGGGAUUAAUGGUUCAACUUCUUCAUAAGUUUUCCAUUAGAGCGGAAAGUGGGCCAAAAUUACUUAAAGUAAUUAAAAAUCCUAUAACAGACCAUUUGCCUGUAGGAGUUAGAAAAAUUGCAAUGUCUUUUUCAUCAAAAAUAGUGAAAAAUUGCAAAGAAUUGGUUCCCAAUGGAGAAGAGCCUAUUGUAAUGGUAAUUGGAGCUUUUGCCAGAGGAAGUUUAAAUGUUGACUAUGCCGAAGACAAUAUUUCCAUAAGCAAUUAUCCUUUAUCUGCCGCUUUGACUUGUACAAAAUUAUGUUCAGCUUUUGAGGAAGUUUGGGGCAUAAUUUAAAAUAAAACAAAUAAAAUCCGUAUAAUACAUCUUAGUUUAUUCUAACAUCACUAUAUCUGACUUAAAAUAAAAGAAUAAAUUGUAAAAAGAAGAAAAAAGAAAGGUAUAACAGCCAAACAUUAUAUUACAGUUAAAUAUACCAUAAAUUAAAUUUCAAUAAUAUACAUUAUUGUUUAGAGUUUGAAUAAUAUAAAAAGAUGUUUAUUUUUUUCAACUUUUUGGGCUGGACUAAACAAUAAUUUUUAAAUGGUUUUUUUAAAAAAAAGGGAAGACUUUUAGUCCAUCCCUCGUACAACUAAAUUUAUUUAAGUUACAUUCUAUGUUACAAUAUUUUACAUUUUUCUUUUUUAAAUAUAAAUAAUUAUUUGUUGGAAAAAGGAUUAACUAUUCCUUUUUGAGAAAAAUGCCAAUAAAUUAUUAUUGCUAAGAAGGGGAUAAUAAUAGAAUAGAAUAUGGAAUUAUUAUUUUUUUUUGUACAAAUUUUUAACUGAUUUACUACUACUAAUAUAGGUCUGUUUUUACAGAAAUCACAAAAAAGUCAGAGUGAAAUUUCAUUGGUUGAAACUAGUUUUCUGACUGUUUCGCUCUGAUUGGUUUGUGAUUCCUGCAGAAACAGACCUAAUUAUAAUUAUAAUCUUAUGAGACGUCCAUUAUUUUUUUUUUUAAUGUGAAUUUUCAAAAAAAUAUUUAGCAGUCUUAUACCUCAUCUACUUCAAUUGAUUUUAAGUAAAAGACCAAAUAAUAUUUUUCUUUUUUUUUUAAAGGAACACGCACGAGUCUUAUGAGAAAAAAUAAAUUUCAAGAUUGUCAUGAAAUUGAAAUAUGUUAUGCUUCUUGAUCUCCUGAGCGUAAGUUCUUGUAGGACCAAAAAGAUCCUAUGAUUAGUUUCGGAAAUACAGGGCCGGGUUAACAUAACAAAAUUUUGACAAAAAAUAAACAUUUCGGAAUAUGUUGAGUUCAGGCACUGACAUAUUCUAGGUUAAAAAAUGCCAAAGUAAUGUCAUCUGAAGCUUUCAAGUUGAAAUAGUAUAUUACAAUCCAAGACGGGAAGUGCUUCAUUCACUGAACCUCGAGACAGCAAUGAAGUUUCCCGUCGAGGUUUGUAUACUAUUUUAUUUUUAACCAUAAUUUCUUGAAAAAAAAAAAAUAAAUUCGUGACAACCAAAUAAAUGAGGUCGGGAAAUGAGGACGGGUAAUGAGGACGGAAAAAAUUUCCCGUCCUGGGAUAGUUGAUGUACCAGGAAAAUUAAAAGACAGAAAUGUGACAUUUUCAAAUUUUUGAAAAUGGGUCAUUUACAUUCACUUCGAAAUCCAAUUUGUCUUGAAAUUGACGUGCUUGUCAUAUGGCGGUAGCACAUAUCCAUUUACAUUGAAAUAAAUUUGAAGUUCACUUCGAAGUGCACUUUAAAUUUGGGCGAGAUGCUUGCCGAGGUCAAGCAGAAAUUUGUGAAAUGUUAAAUUUUUAGGUUAUUCAUCAUGAUUCUCAUUAAAUUCUGACGUUUUGACUUGACGUUUUUGUUUGGCAAUGUAAAUAAUAAAAUAUCAAACAUCAAAUUUAACUUAGGAAACCGGUCUUGUAUCUCUUGAACUAAUCAUAGGAUCUUUUUGGGCCUAUGAAAACUUACGUUUAGGAGGUCGAGAAGCAUAACAUAUUUCAAUUUCAUGACAAUCGUGAAAUUUAUUUUCUCUCGUAAGAUCCGUGCGUGAUCCUUUAUUUAAUUUACUGUUAUAUCUUAUUUCAAUAUUUUUUUUUGUGAAAGUUUUACUAAUUAUAAAAUUAGAUAUUGUAGUCCAAUCAUUAUAGAGGUACGGUUUCUUUCCAUACAGUGUCAAUAAAAGGGAAAAAUGAUCAGUAUCAAAAGCCAGGGAAUAAUCAUGGUCAUGGAGUAAAAUUUAGGAUAAUUGGACAAAAUAGAAGGACUAGAGAUAAAAGGACAAAAUUGGACGACUUUGUAAUGAUUAUUGAAAGAAAAAGACGAAGUUAAUAGUGCAAUGGACAGUUUACAAAGGUGAACUUUGUACAGAGUCUUUUCCCAUAUAUUGACACCUUCCCUAUAGGGGUGAUGCGAGAAGAUAUCAAAAAAUUGUGAAUACAAGAGUUUUGAGGUUUUACCUGAAAUUUUUGAAUCUAAUGUCAAAAACUGUUUUGUUCUUUUAAAAAUGUCAAAUUUUGAUAGAUGGUUGGUUUUUUCUUAUGGAAUACCCUAUAUAUUACUUUAAAGUUGAAAAAUGUAGAAUUUUCUGAAUUCAAAUAUAUGGUUUAACUACUUUUAAUUAAGCCGUUUUGAAAAUAUUGGGCUCUAAAUUUCAAGAAAAUAACAUUCUGUGACUACAUUGAAAGACCUCCUGUGUCAUGUCAAACAAUAACAAUGGCACCACCUACCAAGGUGUUUCAAUGUAUUUUCCUUGAAGUUUAGAGCCCGAUAUUUCCAAAACAGCUUAAUUAGAAGUAGUAAGUAGUUAAACCAUAUUAUUUGAAAUCGGAAAAUUCGACUCUUUUUAACUAUGAAGUCAUAUAUGGGGUGUUCCAUAAGAAAAAAAGUGAUCAUCUGUCAAAAUUUGACAUUUCUAAAAAAUAAUAGUAGAUUAUACCACAAGUUAAUAAUGAUAGCUAUUAUUCCCGAGGAUUAUUACGAACUGAGCCGCGUUAGCGGCGAGGGAGUAACAUUCCGAGGGAAUAAUAGCCAUUAUUGCGAGUAGUAUACUCUACUUUAUUUACGACAAAUUAAUUUAUUUAAGAUUUUCAAUGAACAAAUUUCAUCCGUCUCAUAAUUUUCAAUACAAAUCCACAAGCACUACACGUUUGACACUGACACUUUUGUGGAAUAAUGACCAUUAAUCCCUGGAGGAAUAACAUAUGUCAUUAUACUGCCAAAAUCACAAAUAUAAUACGCACAUUAUACAUUAGUCGUAAAUAAAAAAGGUUUUGACAUCGGAUUCAAAAAUUUCAGGGAAGACCCCAAAACUUUUGCAUUUACAAUUUUCUGAUAUCUCUUCGCAUAACCCCUGUAGUGGGGGGUCAAUAUAUGGGGAAAGACCUUGUACCUUCAGAUAUUAUUUUAGUCCCAUAAUAAUUGUAUAACGGACACUAUAAAUAAGGUAACCAAAUAAAAUGCACAGCUAAAACUAGAUUAUAAAGAAAAAAAUUGCUAAUUAUUCGUUUUUGUAUUAUUAUUUUCACAAACAAAUCUAAGGCUGGUCUUACGUUGAAUUUAUUCUCCUAAGCAAUUUAGUGUAAAGCCGACCUAAAAAAAAACUGAGUAUCUCUGAAACAACGCUAAACUUACCCCUAUCUGAAACAACACUAAACUUACCCCUAAUUACUUAUUUUGUAUGUAUAAAAAUCAACAAAUGAGGUAAAUGUCAAUAAUAGUAUUUUAUUAAAUUAGAAAAAAUCUGUUUUUUUAAUUUUUUGUACCUACAUUUAUAAUAAAAUUAAUUAACAAAUUAGGUUGUUAAUUAUCGGACUGGUAAAUUUAAUUACAUAAUUAUUAUGCCCGCAAUAAAACAAUCUUUAGUACUUAAUUACACAAUAAUUCAUUUCACUCUUGUCCGUCACUCUUUUACUAAACCUUAAAGUCUAAAACCAAAAAAGCUAUAUACAGAUAUCAUUUUUUUACAAAAAGAAAACUAGACAAUUUAUUAAAUUCACAAUAUAGGGCGGCGAGACACGUAAAAAAUAAAUAAAAAAUGUCUCAAUUUUUUUUAAUAAUAAUAAUAAUAAAUCAAACUGUUAUGGGAUUUGCUGUAAUUCUAGUACAAAUGGAAAUACCCUACGGUUUGAAACUUCAACAAAAAAAUAAAUAUAAACUUGAAAUAAUAAAAAAAAAAAUAAUAGUAAUAAUUUGCCUAAUCGCGACUGAGACACUGUAACGAACCUUCGAAUGCUGCCAUUAAAUCACUUUGCAUGUUCAUGUCUAUUUUAUUCGCCA
This is a messenger RNA of Ceutorhynchus assimilis (cabbage seed weevil), 5142 nucleotides long. NCBI's taxonomy places the organism in Eukaryota, Metazoa, Arthropoda, Insecta, Coleoptera, Curculionidae. The record is from the annotation of a GenBank genome assembly.